This is a messenger RNA of Anopheles aquasalis, 1333 nucleotides long. Its product is annotated as ubiquitin-conjugating enzyme E2Q-like protein 1. NCBI's taxonomy places the organism in Eukaryota, Metazoa, Arthropoda, Insecta, Diptera, Culicidae. The record is from RefSeq and is a predicted model, not a curated record.
UUAUGAAACCAACAAGAGUGCUAUUGUAGUGUAUGAAUGAAGGAAAUGCUGCGUGUAGGCGUUCUCCAUAGAAUAUAGCAGAGUUCCAUUGUGAUUUUUCCAUCAGCGCGGCCAGUUCCGUGGAAUGCGUGAACUUCAAAAGACGCAUCCACUUAACCACAAUCUCGUUUCUGGUUUGGAAGAAAAGAAGUACGCAAUUAAUUUUGGUUAGAGCGCACCUAGACGACCAGAAAUUUCGAGGGGCACCGUGGAUAUAUGUUAGAGUGAGUUGUGAAGCAAGUUCCUGAUGGCGAGCAGUGCUAAAAAAGCAAGGAUGGAGCAGUUUGCUGGAGACGGGUACGAUACGUGGAAGGUCCGCAUCGAGACCCUGCUUGCGGCUCAUGGCGUAAGGGAAGCCAUCGAGCAGGACCCACCGGCAGAAUUGGCUGCGCUAAAGAGGAAAAGGGCGUUCAAAGCGAUGGACGAAAUGGCGAAAGCGUUGUUGGUGUCUUCCAUUGCCGACAGCCAUCUCAAAUAUGUCCAGGACAAACCGACGGCCAAGGCCAUGUGGGCUUCAUUGGCCAACACAUUCGGGAAGUCUGGGAUUGCUGCUCAAAACAGUGUGGUUGCCCCUACCAGCACAGUAAAGGUAAACGUUCCUACACCGAAACCCCUCGAUACGUCGCUCCGCUCGAGACGCCUGAUGAAGGAGCUGAAGGAGAUCGAGCAGUCGCAGCACUCCCGGACGGAACCUUGCUUCACGGUGGAGUUGAUCAACGACAACCUGUACGAGUGGCACGCGCGACUUUAUCGUAUCGAUCCGGAUUCGCCGCUGGCCAAGGAUCUGGUCGAGCUGAACAUUCCCUUCAUCCUGCUGCACCUGGUGUUCCCGGAGAACUUCCCGUUCGCGCCACCGUUUAUGCGCGUCGUCGAGCCCUGCAUCGAGAAGGGGUUCGUGAUGGCGGGCGGUGCCAUCUGUAUGGAGCUACUGACACCGCGCGGCUGGUCCAGCGUGUACACGAUCGAGGCGAUCCUGAUGCAGUUCGCCUCUAGUGUUGUCCAGGGUCAGGGCCGGGUCUCUCAGAAUCCCAAAUCCUCCAAGUACUAUAGCCGCCGCACAGCAGAGAAAACCUUCCAGACGUUGGUGCAAACGCACGAGAAGUAUGGCUGGGCAACGCCGGCCCUCAAAGAUGGUUAGAGUGGCGAGCACACAGCAGCAGUAUGCUCAUCACCGAUCGAUCGAUGCACAAACAACUUCACGAACUAAGUGGAAUUAAAUGUAUUUCAAAACCAGUGUCCUUGCGGCUCCGGCCCUCGAACUUACAUAGAUAUAAAUAUAUUUUGUGCAAAAACA